GCACUAAACUCCAUUUCAGGAAGUUACCAGUGCGAUAAAAAGGGGCAUAUCAAACGAUAGGAGGACUGUGUAUUGUUUAUACUUUGAGGAGAUCUAUAAAACGCCAUUAAAAUGUCGGGAUUUGACGAUAACCCAUUUGCAGAUUCGUCCAAUGUCAACCCUUUCCAAGAUCCCUCAGUUACACAAGUGACCAACUCUGGUGUAGACCACAUUGAGCAAUUCAACCCUUUCCCAGACCAUCAGACGGCUGGCCUAUCAGGGCCCACCAUUCCGGCUUCCACCACCCUUUCCCAGCCUGCCGUGCUCCAGCCGUCCACAGAGCCCGGCCCAAAGGCCACGGCGGCUGCAGCCCAGGCCAGCCUGCUGAGGCAGCAGGAGGAGCUGGAGAGGAAGGCUGCAGACCUGGAUCGCAGAGAGCAGGCACUUCAGAGCAGGGGAGCCUCCACAGGCAAAGAAAACAACUGGCCACCUCUUCCCAAGAUCUUUCCCAUCAAGCCUUGCUUCUACCAGGACUUCUCAGAGGAGAUUCCCGUGGAGUACCAGAAGGUCUGCAAGAUGAUUUACUAUCUGUGGAUGUUCCACUGCGUGACUCUGUUCCUCAACCUGCUGGCAUGUUUGGCCUACUUCACUGCGGAUUCCGCGUAUGGCGUGGACUUUGGCCUGUCCAUCCUCUGGUUCAUCCUGUUCGCCCCCUGCUCCUUCCUCUGCUGGUACAGACCCGUCUACAAGGCCUUCAAGACGGACAGCUCCUUCAGUUUCUUCUUGUUCUUCUUUGUGUUCUUCUGCCAAGUGGUGUUGUUCGUCAUCCAGUCUGUGGGCAUCCCCAAGUGGGGAAACAGUGGUUGGAUCGCCUCGUUCACCAUCAUCAGCACCAACAAGGCAGUGGGAGCCAUCAUGAUCGUGGUGGCUUGCUUCUUCACCGUCUGCGCUGUGCUGUCAGUCAUCCUACUGAAGAUGGUGCACAGCCAGUACCGGCGUACCGGGGCCAGCUUCCAGAAGGCCCAGCAGGAGUUCUCCCAGGGCGUGCUCACCAACAAGUCCUUCCAGACGGCCGCCACCUCCGCAGCCUCCUCCGCCGCCUCCGGAGCUUUUCAGGGGAACAACUAGACCCAGGCCCGGGCUAACUUAAACCCCAGAUACGCCCUUCCCCUCUUCCAUCCAUCCAACGCCCACCAACACACCACCUUUCUGGGAUGGGGAUGGAUCCCCCACAACCUGCUGUCAGCAAUCCCUUAUAGGUCAUACCAUGGAGCCUCCGUCGAAGAAACCAUCAUUGACUUGACCAGCAGUCUGUCUGCUGGGGCUUCCGUAAGGUCUGAUCUGAGAUCUGUUAUUUUUUUUAAAUAUAUGAGCUGUGGUCACCUGACAGCCCCCAACCCCCCCCCCAAAAAAAGGGCACUUGAGUAGGAAAUUGUCCCCGCUGUGCUUUUUCAGAAUGGAAAGUCGAAUGAUUGCGAAAUCUUGCGGUGUUUUUCAGUAUGUGUGCACUUUUUCUUUUUUGCAAUGUCCUCUGUUCGCGUAUGUGUCGAUGUUCUCUUUUAGGUGCGUGUGUGUCCUGGUCGUGUCAUAGAGAAGAUGCCGUGUUUUGUUUGCUUUAUGCUUGUUGUCAAUUCAGUCUUUGUAUAUUCCUGGCCGCAUGUCUGACUGUGUUGUAAAAGUAACCACAUGUUGGGACUCCCAACGAUGGUGGCUUUUCAGCAUCCUUCAAUUUCAACGUGCUAAUGAAGAGAAUGAGUGUUUGCGUUCAGUAGAGUGAUACCUGAAUGAAAAGCAUCAUGCAUGAAGUUUAGUUUAGUGGGCACUCAGUCUAGAAGAACUAUGAUAAUCACCUAGGUUAUUAGUUACCAGGGCUACUGUAAUUAUUAAAUGCACAUUUGCCAUUAUACUUGCGCAUCACAAUCUAAUGUCCUUUUCAGAUUUACACCAUUUCGUUAGCCUUUUUCAGACAGUUCUCGUCAAAACGAGGUACUUUGGUUUUCAGUCUUUUCACGUUGUAGAAAGUGCCUUCUGUGUUUGUCGUCUGCUUAUUGGCUUUGGCAAUGAGAGACUGGUGUUGUGUAAGAAUGGGUUGAAUAUAGGUCGGUUUGUCAGUAUAUACUGUCCCAUACAACUUAAAGGGACAGUUCACCCCGAAACCAAAGUUUUGUCGUUUUCAUAUCCUCAAAAUGGUCUAUUUCACAAUGUCUGUGAUAUCACUACACAUGCAUUCAAAGAAACUUGUCGGCCUCAAUCUCAAACCAAUGGGGAUCUUAGUGCAGAUAGAAUAGACUCUGCUUACAAUUUAAAGGCCCACUCUGUGAUAGUCACACCUUUUACGGUAUGGUGGCAUCUGGCAAACUUGGAUUUUGGCGUGGACUCCACCUUUAACCAAAGCCGUGACCUGUGCCUUGACCAAAGCCUUGACCAAUGCCUGUGUGAGGUGUCACCUAUUGAGUUUGCCUCUGUUGCCAUUGGUUCCUACGGUAACCAAGCCUUAACCUUUUUUAUGGGAAAAAUGACAUGAUUGAAGGAAGAAUUGAAAGAGAAUUGAGACAAAUACCUUUUCGUAGUAUCGUGUCGACCCGUGUCGUGUUUUCUUUUCACAUUAUUCUUUCCAGUACGGUUCAGUCAACUAUGGGGGAUGAGUAACCAGGCCAGUGCAGUACAGCUCAGUUUAGCUCAGUAGUGUGAAAAAGGUAUCGGUUAGACUGACAUUCCUAAUCCUAACUACAAAUGAUUGCUUUGUUGUAUUCUAUGGAUUUGCCACUAAGACUAAACGUGAAAAAUGCGAAAUAGAUUUUUCUCCACUUUGAUUUAAAAAAUAUAUAUACUUCAGGGGGAAGUGGUUGUCAGUCAAAGCUGGAUAAGGUAGUGCUGAGUGGUUAAAAAAAAUAAAAGUAAAGUAUUUCUUAAUAACCAGGUUUCCAUCCAACUUUUUGUAUGACUGUAAAGUAGAUGUUUUAUUUUUUAUUUUUAUUUUUUUAAAUAUCGACAGAACAAAAAACUCUAGACAAGGUGGGCUCUUUCUGUGUGAAUGAAAUGAAUUACGCGAGCAAUAGAGGUGAAUAAUAACCAUCAUAUCGAGAGAAAAAAACAACUUGAGUCAUGUUGUGUGUUCCUCCCACUACUGCUCGUUGAGAAAUGCAGUUUAUUCGGCUAUAGAUGAAAUAAAUGAUGAUGAACUUCACAUGGUGGUGAAAGUGCAAGGUGAUGAGCUUGAUGCUCCUUUCCAAUAAAUAUCGAGGGUCUUAUUUUGGUGAUGCUUGGCUGCUGUUUGACAAACAUAAUCUUGCUCUUUUUGUCCAUUUUAAUAAUCUCAUCGUGUAGUAGGCUAUACCUGCACUGUAUCUGCGAGCUGUUGGCUAGAGCACACGUGCCAAAACCAGAAUGGGCACAUUCUCUAUGUAACGCAACGUUUGUUGUGACAAAUCAGUAGAGUUGAAAAUACGAUGAAAACAUAUUCCUUUUUUUUUUUUCUUUAAAAAGAAAAUGGGAAUUUAUCCGCAAAAGUUAUUUUUAUGUCCAAUAUGUCAUCGCGCCCAGCAUUUUAUCCACAACUCAAUUUGAUGGAAACGUAACUCCUGUGGGAAAAUGUGUGUAUUGUUUUUGUGCGGAUUUUUGAAUAUUCUGAUGAAAAUCUGUCGUCAAUUGGAUGGAAACCUAGCUACUGUAACAGAAUAGAUUUUUCCCUAAGUUUCCUAGAGGAAGACCAGCACCUAAAUGAUUUGUGAAUGGAUUGAUGUAAACUAUCUAUUUUGUCAUUUUCAUUUGUCACCUUCACAAGAGUAUGUAUUCAUUGUCUGUUUAAAUGUAACAAUUGUCUGAGAUCAACUAAGCAAAUCAAUAACUCUUAUGAAGAAUGUAAUAUUCAAGCUAAUGGUUUACUAAUGGGUAAAUAUUUAAUUUUCUGAAUCAUUGUUACUUGAUAUUGAAAUAUAUUUAGUUUUCUUAAUAUCUGUGUGAAUAUGACCAUUUGCCUGCAAUGUAUUGGGAGUGGAGAAGUAUAUAUUGCCUUUUGUAUUUCAAUGUUAAUAGACACUAAGUUAACUAUCUAAUAAAAAUGGUUGCUUUAA
Molecule: messenger RNA, 4052 nt
Organism: Oncorhynchus keta (chum salmon)
Lineage: Eukaryota; Metazoa; Chordata; Actinopteri; Salmoniformes; Salmonidae
Gene: scamp2
Product: secretory carrier membrane protein 2
Exons: 9
Coding region: 112-1107 (331 amino acids)
Biological process (GO): protein transport
Cellular component (GO): recycling endosome membrane; trans-Golgi network membrane
Source: RefSeq, a predicted model, not a curated record